CGUAACAAUAAUUUGAGAAUUCGGCUGGGCUAGAAAUGUAAUAUUUAUGUGUGUGCUAUUUUCUAUAUAUUUGUAUACUAUUAUAUACAACUGGCAACACACAAUAUGCUUUUUAUUUGUCUGCAGUAAUGCCAAUAGAACAAUUGGUCCGUUCAUCAUAAUGAUCCGACUAGAAACAAGAGUUAAAGCAACUGCUGUAUAACUAGGAUUAGCCCUUGUCUGUCUAUUGUGUUUUAUUUUUACUUUUUAUGUUUCUAUACGGUUGUUGGCUUCGUUUGCCGUUAAAUGGACGGGGUUCCUUGUCUUCGUGUGCCGAGUUGUCACGCACAGGAGUUGAAGAGCAGUCUACAGUCCAGAGGAUUUCUUGAUCGGAACUUGUGCAUAGUAAAAGACGUGGAUGGGACGGUCCUGUUACCCAUUUUACAGUCCAGCCUGGUGCACCUUGACGUCCAGUCCCCUGCAAACUCGAGUAUCGGCGAAAUAGUCUGGAGAAAGGGUCCUGUGCAGCCAAAGAAAGCCAGAGGGAGGACGGGAGGGAAGCUGGAGAAAAUCCUGGAGGAGCUUCUGGAGUCCCAUGGUGAAGUGUUGACGGAGGAGCUGAGGAGGGACCUUCCUCGGAGCUUCCAGCGGCAUGGAGACCUUAUCCUUCUAGGGGACAGUUGCUUUACAUUACCAGUGUGGAAGAAGAUGGAGGAUCAGUUGUGGAGUGCAGUGAGCAGCACACUGGGGGUGAAGCGACUGGCAAAGAUGGGCAGAAUAUCCCAAACUGGAUUCAGAUCACCUGCUGUGACAAUGCUGUUAGGGGAGCACAGCUGGGUCACCCAUGUGGACAAUGGAAUCAGGUAUGACUUCGAUGUCACCAAGUGCAUGUUCUCAGCAGGAAACAUAACGGAGAAGCUCAGAGUAGCAGCUCUGGACUGCACAGGAGAGACUGUUGUGGACUUGUAUGCAGGCAUCGGUUACUUCACUCUUCCGUAUCUUGUUCAUGCGAAGGCCAGUCACGUUCACGCCUGUGAGUGGAACCCCCAUGCCGUGGAAGCUUUACAGAAAAACCUCCAGGCAAACGGAGUGUCUGAACGUUGCACCAUUCAUCAAGGAGACAAUCGCCAACUUCAGUUGAGGGAUGUUGCUGACCGGGUCAACCUGGGUCUGAUCCCGAGCUCGGAGGAAGCCUGGCCCGUCGCCUGCAGGCUGCUGAAGAAAAAGACCGGCGGCAUCUUACACAUCCACCACAACGUCACCUCGCCGUCACAGACCGCUGCUGCAGAUGAAGCCGUACAGAGGGUUUCUGGGAAGAAAGCUGACAAAGAGGCGUGGCAGGCCUGGGCUAAUCAUGCAGCAAACCGCAUUGCUUCUCUCUUAAGGGACCUCACCAGUGCAGCAUGGCUGACAAACAUCCAGCACAUAGAACACGUGAAGUCGUAUGCGCCUCAUGUUCAUCACAUCGUGUUGGACUUGGAGUGCAGGCCAUCAUGAGCUGUGCAGUUAAAACUACAAAAUAAAGUUUUGGAGGGGGCGAAUCACAGCACAAGCUGGGCAGGUUGGGAAUGCAGCCACAUAAAACUGUAUUUAUUCAGGGCAGGUUGACUGAGCACAAACAUGCUCACGCUGUUCUGUCCACAUCAGUCCAGGUCAGCCUCCCGUGUUCAACCAGUGAGCAUACCGACAUGUCUGCGGCAAACAGGAAUGUCCCAACUCUUACUGUUCUUCACCCGCAGGAUGUAACCGGUUCAGCUACAAAUCGAAUUCCUGCAGGAAAAAACUUGAUAGGAAAAAUGUAAAUAAAAGAAAAGUAUGGCAGUCGUCUGUGUGGUGUAAAUGACUUGAGCAUGAGGUAGUAGUCCACAGAUCUUUGUUUGACUUCUGACUCACACCCUGAUGACACAUUACAGAGAAAACCUGAAUAGUAAGGAGGAGAAGCCGGAUGUUGAUGCUCGCAUGGUGAACGGUUUCAUUAUGGUGGAUAUAAUAUGGCUCACAUGAUGGGGUUUUUCUCAGCCAUCUGGCCUGCACUUGCUUGAGAGGGUUUGAAAGACUGUCAGCCAAAUAAGGGAAAACAAUCUGGAAGAAUGAGGUUCAUGUGUCCAGUCAAGUUUAAUGCCAAGGAGUAAUUAAGCAUUUCUUGCAAGCUGUGAUAGUCCAACAUGUUCCCUUUUCUCUUGAUUUGUAUCCACUGUGUGUGUUUGUACUGCUUCUGUAAAGACUCAUAUGUGUUUUAAUCAGAACAUUUAUGUAGUUUUACCUGCAAAGUCUAGAUUCAGUUAAAGUAUCAAACACGUGGUUUCCCUUGUUUAUGAUCAAACAACCACAAUACUAAGCUAUCCUAUAGAACCUAUAUUAAUGAUAACCGAUCAAUAAUAUUUAUAUAUGCUGACACUCACAUAGGAAUCAAGCCAGUUAUUAAACGAUUAUUGGGCCUUUUUCUACAUUACUGCUU
Molecule: messenger RNA, 2437 nt
Organism: Oryzias latipes (Japanese medaka)
Lineage: Eukaryota; Metazoa; Chordata; Actinopteri; Beloniformes; Adrianichthyidae
Gene: tyw2
Product: tRNA wybutosine-synthesizing protein 2
Biological process (GO): wybutosine biosynthetic process; tRNA methylation
Cellular component (GO): cytoplasm
Molecular function (GO): tRNA methyltransferase activity
Source: RefSeq, a predicted model, not a curated record